AUACUAUUAAAUGGCACUCAUCAAUCAUCACUUGCACAAGAAUAUUACACUUUGAGUGCCAUUAUUGGGUCCUGGGUUCGAGACAAGACACCCACAUUCCCUAAACCCUUCCAAAUCCAAUUCAACAACAAAAAUACGCAACAGUCACCGGUUCUCUUCACCUAAUCUGAAUCACACUCUCUUCGUUGCUUCAGUUCAUCUCCUCAUAUCUACAACUCUCCCUCAUUCUCUGGUUCUUUUCUCACUCCAAACUGAACUGCAAAAUUUUGGUUUUGUUCACUCAAUACAGGGUGCGAUUUGCUUCCAUUUUCCAGUCAUUCCCAUACUCCUUAGGCUAUUGUAUGCUUCUACUAAUAAGGAGGAGUUGUUAUUGGGUUCUGAGAAACAUGUUGAAACAAGUAAUUGGCAGAAUCUGUAGAACCGAUGUUUAUGCUUGUGAAGGAAACAGAGUUUUGCCUUGGAUUUAUGUGCCUUCAUGCUUUUUCCACCAUGGACAAGCGCACAUGGCACCUAGAAGCUUUUUUGGGGUAGAGGAUUUCCUUGACGAUGACAAUAGCCGACCUUACACAUACCAAAAAGGGAAGAAGUCAAAGAAUCCCAAUAAGCACAUAUCAUUCAAACAAAGAACAAUUGCCUACAUGGAGCCUUUUACACUUGAUGUGUUUAUCUCGAAACGUUUUGUAUCAGCUUCACUCACUCAUAGGGUAACAAGCAAACAGGUUGCAGUUGCCGGGACCAACUCCAAGGACAUAAAAGCUGUUCUUAGGUCUCGUUCCGACAUACCGGCAUGCAUAGCCAUUGGUAGGAUUUUAGCUGAAAGAGCAAAAGAAGCUGAUGUUUACACUGGUUCUUAUACUCCAAGGGAUAGGGACAAGUUUGAAGGGAAAAUCAGAGCUGUAGUUCAAUCACUUAUUGAUAAUGGGAUUGAUAUCAAGGUUUAUCUUGAUUGAGUUGAGUCACUCAAGUUUUUGGGACUAUCAGUUUAGCUGUUGAUAUUUCGGUUCGCCUUGUGUGUUUGAACAUGUCCAUUUAGUUUGGUUUCUAUGAUAAUGGGAAUAUAUCAUUAUUCGAAUUACAGAUUUCGUAAUUUAGUUUUAUGAAUGAGUUAUGUUGUC
This is a messenger RNA of Glycine soja, 1115 nucleotides long. Its product is annotated as 50S ribosomal protein L18-like. Bases 342 to 950 code for a protein of 202 amino acids. Gene Ontology annotation, cellular component: ribosome. The transcript has 3 exons. Gene Ontology annotation, biological process: translation. The record is from RefSeq and is a predicted model, not a curated record. NCBI's taxonomy places the organism in Eukaryota, Viridiplantae, Streptophyta, Magnoliopsida, Fabales, Fabaceae. Gene Ontology annotation, molecular function: 5S rRNA binding; structural constituent of ribosome.